This is a messenger RNA of Eurypyga helias (sunbittern), 831 nucleotides long. RefSeq names its product P2X purinoceptor 6-like. The annotation marks the transcript as partial. Gene Ontology annotation, biological process: monoatomic cation transmembrane transport; response to ATP. Gene Ontology annotation, molecular function: purinergic nucleotide receptor activity; extracellularly ATP-gated monoatomic cation channel activity. Lineage: Eukaryota; Metazoa; Chordata; Aves; Eurypygiformes; Eurypygidae. The record is from RefSeq and is a predicted model, not a curated record. Gene Ontology annotation, cellular component: plasma membrane; nuclear inner membrane. The transcript has 11 exons.
AGCCCUGCUGUUCUCGAUGCAAUGUGCUCAGAAGAUGCAGACUGUCCCAUGGGAAACCCAGUGGUUCAUGGCAAUGGGAUAAAAACUGGGAAGUGUGUGAUGUUCAACACCACCCAUUCCACCUGUGAGAUCUAUGGCUGGUGUCCUGUGGAGAACAACACCCUGCCUAGGUGCAAUACUUUGCAAACCAAUGACCCCACCUAUUUCAAGAGCUGCAUGUAUGAUCCAUUCUUCCACCCCUCCUGCCCCGUCUUCCGUGUCCGUGACAUGGUGGAGGCAGCUGGAGAGACCUUUGGAGACCUUGCACUGCUGGGGGGGAGUAUUGGAGUUCGCAUCGAGUGGGACUGUGACCUGGAUCACCCCGCUGCCCAGUGCCAGCCGCAGUACUCCUUCAGCCUGCAGGACAGGAGGUACAAUUUUAGAACUGCCUCCUAUUACUGGGACUCCCAGCAGCAGCUCUACCGGAACCUACUGAAGCUCUAUGGCAUCCGUUUUGAUAUUUCUGUGCACGGCCAGGCUGGGAAGUUCGCCCAGAUGGUCAUGUCUAACCUCUGCAGCUCAUGGGAGCAGGCUGGGCCAAAGAGGACCUGCUGGAGCUGCCUGGGUGGCCUGGCCCGGGGGCAGGCCACGGUGGUUUGUGACCUGGUUCUGCUCUACCUGGAUGCGAAGGCUGACUUCUAUUGGAAGGAGAAGUUUGAGGAGGUGAAACCUCCUAAAGGGCUGAUGCUCAGCGAGGACAAGCGUAGCCCUGGGGCUGUGUCGGCCUGCUGCAGGGUAGGGACUGGCCAGGUCCAUGCCUGGGGGGGCUCAAGGACCCCCGCAAGCCACUGA